CUCCUGGGUAGCUCCCAACCAGUGUCAGUGGCUCAUGGGUAAGAGCUUGGUGAAGAGGACACGGUAUAAAAAGAGUUGCGGGACCAGGCAGCACCAAGAGAAAGUGGCAGCUUUCACCAAUGCAGAUCCAAUAAACGUGGAAUAUUCGCAAGGUCAGGAAAAAAGCCGCUUUGCGCAUACAGCCUUUAUCUCUAAUUCGUAGCCCGCCACCGGAGAGGACACCAUGGCACUGCUGACGAAUUAUUGGAUGUGUUUGGUCACCCUGUCAUCGACGGUGACCAUGGGCCACGCGCUGAGAAGAAUCACCCUGAAGAAGAUGCCAUCUAUCAGAGAGACUCUGUGGGAGAUGGGUGUUUCUGCAGAGCAGGUGUUGACGGAGCUAAGCCAGAAGAGCCCGUCAGACAACAACAAUGGCACUGUUCCCACACCUCUGACCAACUACUUGGAUACCCAAUACUUUGGAGAAAUCAGUAUUGGCUCUCCGGCGCAGAUGUUCAAUGUGGUGUUUGACACGGGCUCAGCCAACCUGUGGAUUCCCUCGCAAAGCUGCUCGCCUUUCUCCACUGCAUGUUUUACUCACAACAGGUAUGACGCCUCCAAGUCCUGGACUUAUGUAGAGAAUGGAACGGGGUUUUCCAUCCAGUACGCAUCUGGAAAUGUCAGGGGAUUCCUGAGUGAAGAUGUGGUCGUGGUUGGUGGUAUUCCUGUGGUGCAGGUGUUUGCUGAGGCCACCUCUCUGUCUGCCAUGCCCUUCAUCUUCGCCAAGUUUGAUGGAGUCCUGGGGAUGGGUUAUCCCAACUCAGCGAUCGAUGGCAUCACUCCAGUGUUUGAUCGCAUCAUGUCUCAGCAUGUCCUCAAGGAAGAGGUGUUCUCUGUCUACUACAGCAGGGACCCAAAACACUCCCCUGGCGGAGAGCUGGUCCUCGGCGGCACAGACCCUAACUACUACACUGGAAACUUUAACUACAUGAACACGAAAGAGAUGGGCAAAUGGGAAGUUACCAUGAAAGGCGUGUCUGUGGGGACGGAGAUGAUGUUUUGUGCAGAGGGCUGCACAGCUGUAAUCGACACAGGCUCCUCCUACAUCACAGGCCCAGCCUCCGCUGUGUCUGUCCUGAUGAAAACCAUCGGAGCACAGCUGGAUGAAAGUGGAUACAAAGUCAACUGUGACACUGUCAAGACGUUGCCCAGUGUCACUUUCUACCUGGGUGGUCAGGAGUACUCACUCACUCAGGAGGAUUACAUCUUAUGGCAAUCUCAGAUAGAAGGGGAUGUCUGCACCGUCACAUUCAGGGGCUUGGAUGUGCCGCCCCCUACAGGUCCCAUCUGGAUUCUGGGGGCCAACUUCAUUGCCCGCUUCUACACAGAGUUUGACCGUCGCAAUAAUCGGAUAGGCUUUGCCACAGCAGUCUGACCGGAAGUUAAACAACAGCAGUGCCUGUUUUUCUUCUCCACUUUUUUUUGCUGCUAUCGCUCAAUGUUUUCUUGACACUUCUUUUAUCCAGUUCUUCCUCCCUUUGCAUUGUCAUGAUCAAAACAAAUCAGAUUUAUAAAAUGGUAAAGGAUGCACAUUUCUUGCAAACACUGCUCCCCUGCUAUAUCAUAUUUUGUACCAGUUGCACUGAACACAUUCUGAUAAUGUUUUUAUUUAUAAUCAUUUACCAGCAAAUGUGUGUGAAUCUGCUGAUCAUCAUCAUACAGUGACAGCAGAAUUGCAUAUCUGUAUUGUACUGACGUAACAAGAAUAAACUUGUUUACUGGGA
Scophthalmus maximus (turbot) is the source of this 1763-nucleotide messenger RNA. RefSeq names its product renin (gene ren). Lineage: Eukaryota; Metazoa; Chordata; Actinopteri; Pleuronectiformes; Scophthalmidae. Gene Ontology annotation, biological process: angiotensin maturation. The coding region runs from base 224 to 1414 and encodes 396 amino acids. The record is from RefSeq and is a predicted model, not a curated record. The transcript has 9 exons. Gene Ontology annotation, molecular function: aspartic-type endopeptidase activity.